AAUCGGUCAUCACUUUUUACUUUUUCACCCGUUCUCGGAAUAUCGCAAGAGCGGCCGCCAGAUCGCUUGCAAAUUGUUUCCAAACGAAUCGCCCACGUUCUGGUGUGGUUGAUUUUUCGUGCGCUACGCGAGGCACGUGAUCGCGCCCGAUCCUGUCGCAACCGGUUCCGGGGUGUUUGUGGAAUCCGAAACGGGGCCUGUCCGAGGGCGAAAAAGAACCCGUCCGCCCGUGCGCUAUGUAACAAUUGGUUGCCGCGGAUGAGGUGUUGGUACACGGGCUCGCCUGGGUACCGCGGACUGCCGUUGCUGCUGGUCAUUUAAUAAGUUUCGAGUCGAAUGAUUCAUCACCUUUUAGGUUCUUCUUGGUUCUUCUCCGACGGAUUCACGCCAUCAUUUCGCUUUUGCUUCACGCCAACCAGUAAGUGGGGCUUCUGUCUCUGAUUGUAUUUAUUUGCAUUUCACGCCGUAAACAACCACAGCGGUACUUAUCAAGACGCAUCUCCCCCACCACAAACGGCCGUCACGGAGCGUAAUUGAAUUAUUUGAGGCCAACUAGCGAGCUUCUCCCGCCAACGCACCACUGCGCGUUUGGAGGGUCACAAAGAGAAACGCUGGCCGCGUACAGAGCUUAGUCGACACAAUCGUCACCGUUUAGCAACGCUCGAAGCGGCACGGCGCGUGUUGUUUUUCGCCAUUCGAGGACACCUGUUGUGGUGUAAUCGAAGGAGGCGCCGAGGCCGUUUAGCGUAGAUAGAAGUGUUCAAAGCCCUACACUAAAUCAUGAUGAACGAGGAGUCUUCGUCGCCGGCCAGUCGAAACGUGGUAGCCCAAUUCUUCAAACGGCUAGGACAGCUCUACCAGCUGCAGCUGGACAAAUGGACGCCCCACACGAAAGUGCGGUGGGUGGCCGCCAUCGGGCUGAUCGGUCUGUUCCUGCUGCGUGUAUUCACCAAACAGGGCUGGUACAUCGUUACGUACGCCCUGGGCAUCUAUCAUCUGAAUCUGUUCAUUGCUUUUCUAACGCCAAAAAUCGAUCCGGCGCUCGAUCUCGACGAUGAUCACGGACCAGAGCUGCCGACGAAAGCGAACGAAGAAUUUCGGCCAUUCAUUCGACGGCUACCGGAGUUUAAGUUUUGGUACGCCAUUAGCAAAAGCACGGUGAUCGGUAUCAUUUGCACCUUCUUCGAGGUGUUCAACGUGCCCGUGUUCUGGCCAAUCUUGGUGCUGUAUUUCAUCACGCUGUUCUGCAUCACGAUGAAGCGACAGAUUAAGCACAUGAUUAAGUUCCGGUACCUCCCGUUCACCCACAGUAAGCCCCGCUAUCAGCCGGUGGCGUCGGAAAAGUGACAAUUAAAAGCACAAACUUUGCCAACUUCAUCAGCGUCGUCCUCAUCGUCCUCGUUGGCGUCUGCGCCCGCCGCAGGCAGCGGCACUGUCAGCAUUUCGUCAACGAUAGCGGCAGUUCACCCGUCCGCGGUGCCGUCGUCGUCGGCGGUGGUGGCUUCGUCGUCCUCGUUGCCUUCUACCAGCUCAGCCACGGUGACGAUCUCAACUGUCUAGAAAGGGAAACGAACGGCUACGCCGGGGAAGGGAGACGGGGGAAAGGGACGACCGGCCAUCCACCGUCGGAUUUUAGCUUCACAUUUUCCUGUUCUUUAAUGUUCCGCUGGUUUAAAGUAGACAUUUUCGUUAAUUACCGCUAAAAUAUUUGCCGUUUUACAAUCUGUUUCGAUUCCCCACGGUAUUGCGUGUGUCGCGGCCGGUCCGGCUCUGGUGCUCCGAUACUUUCUUCCCUUGUGUUUGUCCAACUAGUUUUUCUACCCCCCGCAGUUGAGUGUGACGAUAUUAGUUGAUGUCUUUGGUAUUGAUUUGUGCUUACGUCGUAGAGAAAUGUGUUACGUUUAGGUUACGUUUCGAUUUUGACCCGUUCCGUUUGGUUUUCUUUUAAGUUUGCUCUUUUCGUUCCCUUUCGUGUCGCGGUUUUUCUGUGAGUUGUCCUAAAACACACUGGGCCAUUAAGCGUUAAAAACUUUCUUCAAAAUAGGCACAUCAUGCCUUAGUUAUCGUUUUAGACUCCAAAACGCAACGACAAUGUUCUUUAGGUUUAUUCGUAUGCAGCAGUUCCGAACCGACUGUCGAAUCCAAUGCCACAUGGCGCAGAACAUACCCCGCAGAACGUGAAAAAGUGCACCACCUGUUAGGCCACAGGGGUCCGGGAAGACAAACGGACAACCAAACAAACGGCAAAUCACUGUUUAAAUAGUAAUACGUUCACCCUAUAGUUUAAAGGAUGUUUAAUUAUUGCCCCAUGUAAUACGGUUAAGUUGAUGGACUCUUCUUUCUUCAUUACUUUAUUUUGCCAAAUGAAACGAACGAAUUACAAAGGUUACAGGACCUUGUGGUUAAGACCCAGUUUACAAGCCCCCUUACAUGCAUUCAAUCUCUUUCACAUGGGUUCCAUUUUAUUUUAAUUCUCUUUUACAUGCCCAAUCUGCGAUUUUCAGUUUCAUAUUUUGAUUCAUAUUAGCAUUUCAUUCGGAACAUAGUUUCCACAACGAGAAAAGUGCAGGAUAUACCUGUUAGUACCCGUUAGUCUUUAUGUUGCGAUGGUUGUAUUUCGGCUGAGAGAGAAGUAGGACGCGAGGCGCAAAUAGCCGUUGGUAAGAUUAGAUAAGGCGGAUGCGGCGUUGUCACGUACAGAUAAAGGAACCGUAUGCGUGCGUGACUCGACAAAACGUUAGACAAAAUCGCUAAUCACUCGUCAUCUUCUACGAAUCAGCCAGUUUUCGUUUGACCUCAGGCUGAAAUUGAUUGAAAACUUAUUCCUAUUUUAUAAUUACUUCUGUUUACGAAUACGUUCAUUCUGAUGGAUCUCCAGCCUCCGUCACCGUCACGGGCGUGCCCUGCGCAAUGUGCAAUGAUCGCAAUCUGGCUCCGGAGUAUGGGCCAGCAGGAAAACGAGGGUUUUAAGGCAUGUAAAAUCUACAACCCCCUCUAUAACCAAAUAAUAAAUAAACUAAU
Molecule: messenger RNA, 3021 nt
Organism: Anopheles bellator
Lineage: Eukaryota; Metazoa; Arthropoda; Insecta; Diptera; Culicidae
Product: protein RER1
Exons: 5
Coding region: 781-1347 (188 amino acids)
Biological process (GO): retrograde vesicle-mediated transport, Golgi to endoplasmic reticulum; protein retention in ER lumen
Cellular component (GO): Golgi membrane
Source: RefSeq, a predicted model, not a curated record